Messenger RNA from Herpailurus yagouaroundi (jaguarundi), 1392 nucleotides. It is a transcript of the gene TIPIN, whose product is annotated as TIMELESS interacting protein. The record is from RefSeq and is a predicted model, not a curated record. Gene Ontology annotation, cellular component: nucleus; replication fork protection complex. Gene Ontology annotation, biological process: replication fork arrest; DNA damage response; DNA replication checkpoint signaling. Gene Ontology annotation, molecular function: DNA binding. Bases 124 to 993 code for a protein of 289 amino acids. NCBI's taxonomy places the organism in Eukaryota, Metazoa, Chordata, Mammalia, Carnivora, Felidae. The transcript has 8 exons.
GAUUUGGCGCCAAAAGCCAAGGCCUCUUCUCGCGGGGGAUCUUCAGAGUCUCGCGAUCAACGCGGUUUGGUAGCUGCGCCAAGCACCGCGCCGUGGCCACAGCCGUGCGUUUGAGAAGAAAAGAUGCUGGAACCACAGAAUGGCUUGAUUGACCUACCAGAUUAUGAGCGUGUGGAAGAUGAAACUUUUCCUCCUUUCCCACCUCCAGCGUCUCCACAGAGAGAAGAUGGUGAGGGAGCUGAACCUGAUGAAGAGUUAGGGAGAGGAGCACCUGUUCCUGUACCUCCAAAGAGAACAGUUAAACGGAAUAUACCCAGGCUGGAUGCUCAGAGAUUAAUUUCAGAGAGAGGGCUUCCGGCAUUACGGCAUGUGUUUGAUAAGGCAAAAUUCAAAGGUAAAGGCUAUGAGGCUGAAGACUUGAAAACGCUAAUCAGACACAUGGAGCAUUGGGCACAUAGGCUAUUCCCUAAACUGCAAUUUGAGGAUUUUAUUGACAGAGUUGAAUACCUGGGAAGUAAAAAGGAAGUUCAGACUUGUUUAAAACGAAUUCGACUUGACCUUCCUAUUUUACAUGAAGACUUUAUUAAUAAUAAUGAUGAAGUAAGAGAAAAUAAUGUACAUGAUGUAGCUGCUACCGAAUCAGAUCCCUUUUUGACAAGCUCAUUGGAAAGUGAGAAGUUUGCUUCUGAGUCCAGUAGAAGCCUCACAGAAGAAGAACAGCAGAGAAUUGAGAGAAAUAAACAGCUGGCCUUGGAAAGAAGGCAGGCAAAGCUACUGAGUAAUAGUCAGUCCCUCGGAAAUGACUCAUUAGCGAGCAUACCCGGGGCAGAGACCAUUGAAGAGGUUAAUACAGGGGAAGAUCAAGAGGAGGAGUCAUCAAGCAGAUUUGACAAAGACAUUCUCGACAGUCCACACAGUGAUACUGCUGCCAAUGCUGUAAAUGAAGAGGAGGAAUUAAAAAUAGAGAAAACACAACUGGACCAAUCCUUUUAAAAUGUAUAGUGGUAACUUUAUGCUUUAUCUGGGAAUGUCACUGAGGUUGGACAGCCCUCAACUAAGAGAAAAGCUGUUAACUUGCUAUCCUCUAAGUUUUAGAUUACUAGUAUUUUGUCUACUUGGUGUGAAAAUCCUCAUGUAGUAAGACUUUCACAGAUUCCUGUUUAAAAUCUGGUAUUAUAAUUAUACUCGUUUCUUAUUUGAGUUGAUUUAUUCCCUUUAGUGUUUAUAUAGAUAUGACAUGAAAACGAUUAGGAGUUAAUAAGCACCUUCUGCUGCUAGUGUGCCAUUGAAUGUUUCCUUUUCACACAAUUGGGUGUUUUUAAGAUGUAAAUAUAUAAUGAAUAUUAAUGUCUUUUUUAAAAAGAAAUAGAAAUCUUACAAAUUGCCUCUAAA